UGAUAUAGUGAUCAUACUAAACUAACAGGACGCUAGCUUAAUACUUUGUCAAUUUUUCUGUGUGUGAAAACAAAAUUGGGAAACAUCUAAGCGUGCUUGCUGCACAAUAUUGAUAAACGUUGAGCUAGCUAGCUAGUAAGUUAGAAGACAGAUAUAAUAAGAAAAGGGGUGGUAUCUCCCCUAGCCGAUCAACGAAAGAGUGUGGCUAUCUCUAUGUAGGGCGAAUAUAGAUAUGCAAUUUUAAUAGUUUGUAGUAUGGUUAAACUUCAAAUUUCACAGGAGUACUAACUGAUAACUUGUUAAAUACAAUAUGGAUAGGAUAUUUCAAUUAUGGAGUUAAUAUUGACUGUGUUCUAUUUCAGGGGUAUUAAGUACUGUAGUACAGUUUGCCUGUAGUGUGAGUGUUAGGAAAUUAUUUCUCUUCAUUUGUUUUUAUUUGGAAGUUGGAAGGAUUUAUGAUAUUUGACAAUGGUUGUUACAGUAUGUUCGCCUGACCCCGAGGGUCAAAGUAAUAACCAAGAGCCACACCGUGGAGCCAUGAGUCCAGAAAUUCCUAAAGAAAAUACUGACAGUCAGGCGAAAUUUAAUUUUGAUCCAACAGAAACUGUGAUCGUGGUGAGACGAAAGAAAGAGUCUGGGGGUCGGGAAAAAAGUGUUAUGUUGAAAAGUUUGCUCAAACAAAAAUCUUUAUUAACUAACAAUACUAAUAACAAUAUCAAAGGUGGACGGAUAGAAAAAAUUCGAGUAGUUAAAAGUCCAAAAACAACAGAGAUCAAGAAUGCAUCGUUACAGAUGCGCACGAAUCUCAAGCUACAGCUUAUGCGACAACAGGCGGAGGAAGAAGAGAAAAGAGAACGUCAGUAUUCGCAGUCGCUGAAAACAUCGUACAUACCAACCACUGGUAUAGACAUGCCACCACAAACAUCACAUACAUCAGAGGUCCCCCCACAAGUUCUACAGGUGAAAACAAAAUUGGAGAACCCAACACGAUAUCAUGUCAUACAAAAACAAAAGCAUCAGAUAGAGUCGUAUUUAAGUCAAUCACAAGGUAACCAUGCUGGGGUACAAUCUAUGCCGAAUGUACGACUUACAUCAACCAGUGAUAUCCCUCAUCAUGCACACAGUGGUAGUGCCCCGGUAGAUCCUGAUAGUCCACUCUCUGUUGGUAUGAGUAGCACUGCCACAAGUAUCUCCGAGGUGGAAAGUAUACUCAAUGACCUUCAGGACCUUGAGUCUGUGGACACGAACUUUGAUGAUGAUCUCAAAUUUAUAACACCUUCACUUGUACAAAUGUCAUCUACAAAUCCUGCCUCCAAUGAUUAUGUAUUUACUCCAGUGGGUGGAGCUAUAUCCUCUGCUCAGUCAGCCCCUACUGUUUUACCGGGACAGAGAAUAGCCACGCCUACUUCGUUCCUCACUGAAGAUGAUGCUAGAAUGUGGGCGAAGGAGAGGCAGAAGAAGGACAAUCACAAUAUGAUUGAAAGGAGGAGAAGAUUUAACAUAAAUGACAGAAUUAAAGAACUCGGUACCUUACUUCCUCGAACUAUAGACCCUGAUUUACGACAGAACAAGGGUUCAAUAUUGAAGGCAUCUGUUGAUUAUAUUAGAAAGUUGAGAAGAGAUCAAGAACGCCUUAAACAGAUUGAAGAAAAACAAAGACAGACAGAAUUACAAAAUAGAAAAAUGAUGCUGAGAGUGCAGGUAAAUUUUUUUAAUAAAAUAGAGCCGCGUCGAGACAAAACCAACAUGAUGCGUGCAGGGAUGCGCGAGGGCGGAUCUAUGCGGGCCCAAAAGUUUAAUUGGUUUUUGUAG
Messenger RNA from Ruditapes philippinarum (Manila clam), 1812 nucleotides. Its product is annotated as microphthalmia-associated transcription factor-like. Gene Ontology annotation, cellular component: nucleus. The transcript is spliced from 8 exons. Lineage: Eukaryota; Metazoa; Mollusca; Bivalvia; Venerida; Veneridae. Gene Ontology annotation, molecular function: protein dimerization activity; RNA polymerase II cis-regulatory region sequence-specific DNA binding; DNA-binding transcription factor activity, RNA polymerase II-specific. Gene Ontology annotation, biological process: regulation of transcription by RNA polymerase II. The coding region runs from base 469 to 1812 and encodes 447 amino acids. The record is from RefSeq and is a predicted model, not a curated record.